Molecule: messenger RNA, 707 nt
Organism: Suillus clintonianus
Lineage: Eukaryota; Fungi; Basidiomycota; Agaricomycetes; Boletales; Suillaceae
Exons: 4
Coding region: 95-523 (142 amino acids)
Source: RefSeq, a predicted model, not a curated record
GCACGGAGUGCGGUUGACCACUGUCAGCCUCCUGGCCGGAGAUAUAAAAUUCGGGCAGCCUGAACCCCCUACCCACCUCAUUUAUCAUCAAAUUAUGCGUGCAUUCAUUCUCGUCACAGCCCUCGCUACGGCCACCAUCCACAUUGCCCAUGCCAUGCCUAGCUCCAACAUCGCGAUACGCAGUGCCUCCCAAGACGCCGCAGGCAUCCCGCACGUGUCACAUCCUUCCCACCAACGCAACAGACUUUACCAAGGAAAGAAGGUUGGCGAGGGUGAACAACGGAUGGCCCCUAAACAGGCUGCGCCAGGUCCCGUUCAUCUAGCUGAGCCGCGUGAAGAGCAAGAGGCGCCGAUCUCUAGAAGGGAGAAGAAGACCAAACGAGGAGUGCUCAGGGAGAGGACGAUCAAGAACGCAGACUACGGCUCCGGAAGUGCUCCUGCAGGGGAGGCUGCGGCGAAUGCACACUCCCAAGAUCCUCCUGGCCCGACGGCCACGCCCGCAGCCGCUCCUAGCCCCGCAUGAAUCUCUGAUGACACAAGGCCUCCUCAAGCUGACCACGGCUGACACGUUUCGGAGGAUGUUUCGGUCGGCAGUACAGGAGGAAAUUUGGAGAAUCGUUAAUAUUGAAUGGCCAGACUGUGUCUGUCAUCCGUCACAGGUCCAUAACAUGACUAUGUAGUACUGCCAUGAGUGGAUGAACGGUAGA